CUCAACCGCUGCCUCUUCUCUUUGCAGAACAUGGACCACGGCAGGGCCUGGGGAUACCUGACCUUCAGAGGCAAAACCGAAGAGGAGGAGAGGGAGAUUGAAAAAGCCAUGUACCAUGACUGGCGUAUGGUGCCCAAGCAUGAGGAGGAGAACUUCAAGAAGUUCACCCCAGUGCAGGUGGAGACUGUUCGGUUCCUGCCUUACCCUCCCCUGCUCCGAGCCAUGAUCCUCGCCCAGUGGCAGAAGGAGGGAAAACCAAUCACAGAGGAGCCAAUGAUUGAUGUGGAGAAGGUUCUGGCCACUCCUCGUAAGCAUGGAAAGAGAAGAGCUACAGGGACACCAGUAUAA
Messenger RNA from Acanthisitta chloris (rifleman), 348 nucleotides. RefSeq names its product mitochondrial ribosomal protein S34 (gene MRPS34). Gene Ontology annotation, biological process: mitochondrial translation. NCBI's taxonomy places the organism in Eukaryota, Metazoa, Chordata, Aves, Passeriformes, Acanthisittidae. The record is from RefSeq and is a predicted model, not a curated record. Gene Ontology annotation, molecular function: structural constituent of ribosome. The annotation marks the transcript as partial. The transcript is spliced from 2 exons. Gene Ontology annotation, cellular component: mitochondrion; mitochondrial small ribosomal subunit.